Messenger RNA from Esox lucius (northern pike), 4428 nucleotides. RefSeq names its product transforming acidic coiled-coil-containing protein 1. The transcript has 13 exons. The record is from RefSeq and is a predicted model, not a curated record. NCBI's taxonomy places the organism in Eukaryota, Metazoa, Chordata, Actinopteri, Esociformes, Esocidae. Gene Ontology annotation, biological process: cell population proliferation; mitotic spindle organization; cerebral cortex development. Gene Ontology annotation, cellular component: cytoplasm. Bases 703 to 2208 code for a protein of 501 amino acids.
UUGGAUGGGAGUGAAAUAGAACAAGGGUGGAUGUAGGGGGAGAAGGGAGGAGGAGGGAGGGAGGAGGGAGGAGCAGUCUGGCAGCCAGCUGAUCACUGCUCUGGCAUUCAGUCCAGGAGGAGGACACAUAGAGGGAGAGAGGGAGAGAGAGAGAGAGAGAGAGAGAGAGAGAGAGCAAGGCAGUGACAAAACAGACACAGACAGAGGGUGACGAGGCGACUGAUGCUACAGAAAUCUGUAAACUGACAUGGAAUCAGAAAUUUACAGCGCCAUCUCAGAUUUGUUAGCCUCUUUCACGGUUGGUUCCGGAAUCUACAAUUCAGAAGAGCAUGAUGGAAAAUGAAAGCAGGACAAGGAAAUAAAAACAGUAGACAGACGAGAGAGGCCAUAAAAACAACUUCCUCUCAGAGAGAAAAACAGAGAACACAGUAAACAGAGAGGAGAGUGCGUUGAAGGAGAGACGGGGGAGAGAGACGGAGCGUUGAAGGAGAGACAGAGGUAAACAGACUGUGGUGAGUCACUCCUCCUCCGCCUCCUCCUUUUGUGUGUUGAUGCUGAUACCCAGAACUGAGAAUCAGCCGAACUAAGCAAACACUCGCGCCAUACGAAGAAAACUGGACUGUAGCAAAACGGACCAGACCACUGAAAGCAGGAUUGUCAUCACAGGAGUCAAACCCGACCCAGGAGGUUGUCUCUGUUGAUAUGUCCUGGGGAUCUCUGCUGUCCCCGGUCCAGUGGGCUAAAUGGACCUGGUCAGCUGUGCGGGGGGGAGGAGAGGAGGAGGGAGCGCCCAGAUCAAGGGAGGAAGGGGAAAAUUCAGACUCAGAGGGGAACUUUGAAACUCCAGAGGCGGAGUCUCCUGGUCUGCUGAAUGACCUGACACUGCUGGAUAACUCUGGCCACACUGCAUCGCUCACCAGAGAUGACGGACAGCUGAUGCCACGGCCCUUCCUGGACAGGAACUCCAAUCAGGAUGUGUAUCCCGCCUCCGUCCAAGAAAUCCAGGAUGCGGUGAACAACCUCUCCUCUUUGAACGCAGCAGGGUUAGACCAGAACCUCAACCUGAGGUUGACCUCCAGACUGGGCCUCUCCCCGUCCCCUCUCUCCCAGCCCCGAGACCUGCGACCCCCGUCGCUUCCUAUCCACAUCUGCCCCGACCCUGCAGAGGUUGAUGAUGUUGCUCCGAUAACCUCUGACCCCAAUGGCAACAUAAACCCUGAUUCCAACAGCCUGACCUCUGAACUGGAUAGACCAGAUGACUCCGACCGACCCAAGAAGAUCGCAUGCAUCACCGACUCCUGUAAAGUAAAGAAGCUGGACAACCAGACUCUAUUACAGAACAGCAGUGGAAAGGAUGAAGAGCAUUGUGAGGGCCAUGCAACAGAUGAAGAGAAGCUAGCCAGCACGACCGGACUAAGAGCAGACAGAGAACAUCACGGGCCAGAGCUGUGUGUGUCAGUCAGUCCAGGGGUCACAGAAUGCUGUUCUAUGCAUGAGAACCCCUGCCAGAUGAAGAAUGCCAAGCUGGGAGGAAGUGACACACAGAAGAAAACAGGAAGUGAAGUUCUAGACUCGAUCUGCAUUAGCGAGGAGGAGAAAACAGCAGUUCUAACUCUUAUCAGAGAGGAGAUCAUCACUAAGGAGACGGAGGCCAGUGACUGGAAAAGGAAGUAUGAAGAGAGCAGACAGGAAGUCAUGGAGAUGAGGAAGAUCGUGUCAGAGUAUGAGAAGACCAUUGCUCAGAUGAUUGAGGACGAACAGCGCAACAGCAUGAGCUCCCAGAAGUCUUUGCAAGCUGUAACCAGGGAAAAGGAGUCUGCACUAGCGGACCUGAACUCAGUUGAACGGUCACUGUCCGACAUGUUCCGCCGUUACGAGAACAUGAAGAGCACCCUUGACGGCUUUAAGAAGAAUGAGGAGGUGUUGAAGAAGUGUGCACAGGAGUACCUGGCCAGAGUCAAGCAAGAGGAGCAGAGAUACCAGACUCUCAAACUCCACGCAGAGGAGAAACUUGACAAGGCUAAUGAGGAGAUAGCCCAGGUACGCAGCAAGGCCAGCUCUGAGAGUGUUGCUCUGACCGCCAGCCUUAGGAAGGAACAGAUGAGGGUGGAAUCUCUGGAGAGAGCCCUGCAGCAGAAGGCUGAGGAAAUUGAGGAGCUAACCAAGAUCUGUGACGAACUCAUCGCCAAGAUGGGCAGGACAGACUGAGACAGAUUCCCGACGUCAAAAUCAACAAGCCAAUGGGCCAAGCCAGCGAUGCGUCUGACCUAUAGCAGACCCUUGUGCAUGCCUCCAGCCAAUGAGCAGUCCUGUUUUUCCUCUGCACUUGCCCAUAUUGCUGCUUUAUUGGUCGAGUGUCUUAUGAUAAUCCAUUUCCUUUGGUCGAAAGUAGUGCACUAUAUGGAGAAUCGGGUGUCAUUUGAGCUGGAGCCUAUAAUACAUGUAGAUAUACUCCCUCCACGCUGUCUCUCUGUCCAGCAACUAACAGAAUAUAAUGUGCGUUGCAUAGGUUUUGCAUAUUUACCAGGGGUAACAUUUUGCAGAGCAUUUAUUAAUAUAUAAAGCAUAUAAACCCUGAACCUACAAAAAUGACAACAAUAGUCUGGAGCAAGACCAGGUGGACGCCUCUAUGACUGAACUGUAAAAGUGUUCAUAGUGUUUGGGUCAGAAUGUGUUGUUAUAGAUAGGCCUACUAGGAAGUUGUCUUGGGAAACAUAAGCAUUUCUCUUCUGUAUCUGAGACCUGGUCUUAGCAGAGGAAGAGGAGCUGUGGGCCUGUGUUGCUCUGUUGUAUUGGAUAGGUUUAGGUCACCUUCAGCAGGGAUGAUCUUACUGCUAAAGUUAAAUAGUUUGCUUGAUAGCUGGCCAGCAGAUAUUUACCAUGGAUAUUUACCAAGUCUAAUUAACUUUCCUGGAACAUGAGUUGAGCUACUACAGGGUAAAGGAUAAAGCAUGACAUGGAGAUCAGUAGGGAUGGGCUUUUUCAAAAGAAUGCAAUGGGAAUUGAUUUAGGAUGUACGCUGGCCAUGCUUUUAAAUACAUGCCAGAAGACGACAAGCACAAAUAAUGAGAUCCCUGCAAAUAAACUGAAAUGUAAUGAUUAUCAUGCAGUUAAGCUGGUGCAGGCAUGUGAAAGCUACUGCAGAUACAUCUGUCUGAACAAUUAUAUAUUGUUUGGUUUAACAACACUUUACAUUAAUAAUUUAUUGAUUUAUUGAUUUACUAAAAUCUCCCCAAAUUGGGUGGGGGACACCUCCAAAUUAUGGUGUAUAACUGCCUAUAUCUGCCUAUGCCCUUGACUACACAAUGAUUCAACAGGGGAAAGAGAGUGUUAUCCACUGAAUCCCACCUGGUUAGUGUCUGUCUCAGGCCACUGGGUUGGAACAGUACUCUAGCAUACUCAGUACUACUUCAACUGGAAACUUGAUAAUGGUUAAGAUCAUUCAAAGACUAUAUAUUUUCUAUAUAUAUGAAAAAGAGUGUUUUAAAGACUGUGGCUUCUUGAUUUGAAUCUCUUGCUCACGUUUCCCUCCAGCCACAUGAGGCCCUGGUGGUCGAGGGGCUCUGUGAGUUCCCAGAGGCCCUGCACAAAGUACUGCACUACUGUAAAUAGAGAAUAGCGGGACAUUUUGGACACAAGCACUGUGUUGUGCUACAUACUAGUGUUUCUGCUCUUAUCCUCUGUUCUGCUCAACUGUUUCUAAUCCUUUUCAUCCUCCAUUGGAGCGAGUCACCCUGCCUCACGGCUCUAUUUCCUCCGUACUGCAUUGUAGAGGUCAUUGACCAUAUUAAGUAUAUCAUGCACGCACCAGAGAGUCUAUCAUACACAUCUGUGUAACCUCCAUCUUGAAUGAAACUGUCUUUAGACAAUCUUUUUCGUUUGGAAACGUUAAAUUAGUAAUGAUCCCUUUUGGAUUUGUCAUUCACAAGUGAGGGUGAAACAUGAGACUUUUGAGUAAUGUCAAGUGUGUCCUGUUUAAACCUGACUGUAGUAAUACAGUGAGUGUCCUGUUUAAACCUGGCUGUAAUAUUACAGUGAGUGUCCAGUUUAAACCUGACUGUAAUAUUACAGUGCGUCUCCUGUUUAAACCUGACUGUAGUAAUACAGUGAGUGUCCUGUUUAAACCUGACUGUAGUAAUACAGUGAGUGUCCUGUUUAAACCUGACUGUAGUAAUACAGUGAGUGUCCUGUUUAAACCUGACUGUAGUAAUACAGUGAGUGUCCUGUUUAAACCUGACUGUAGUAAUACAGUGAGUGUCCUGUUUAAACCUGACUGUAGUAAUACAGUGAGUGUCCUGUUUAAACCUGACUGUAGUAAUACAGUGAAUGUCCUGUUUAAACCUGACUGUAGUAAUACAGUGAAUGUCCUGUUCAAACCUGACUGUAGUGAUACAGUAAGUGUCCCAAUUAAACCUGACUGUAGUAAUA